GUUACAUAUACCGGCAUGGCUGACGAAAAGAGAAACACGUCUACGUACGCCAUAGAUGGAACUGAUGAAUAUUAUGCGGCCGCUGAUGACAUUAAUGUCUCGGCUUCAUUCGCAAGAAAAUUAGAUUUUCCUCUUCCUAGAGUAUUCUUGACAGGUUUCAAUCAAAACAUCAUUGCUGGUUUGGUAUGCUUUUGUUGCCCGGGUAUGUUCAACGCCAUGCAGGGACUUGGGAAUGCCGGUGGUAGUGAUCCUGCUGUCUCCGCGGCAAUGAAUGCCGCACUUUACGGUGCAUUUACCGUGUUCGGUUACUUUGGAGGACUUCUGUUCAAUCUUCUCGGGAACAAGCUCUUGAUGGUCCUUGAUGGCGGCGAAUACUGGAUCCCGGCAGCUCUCUACAUGUGUAUGGGUUUCGCUGAUUCUAUUGUACAGACUUAUGCGUACUGGAUAAUGGGAGCUAUUGCCAAUACACCACGUGUUCUUGCACGUUAUGCCGGGUACUACAAAGGUGUGCAGUCAUUCGGUGCGUGCAUCUCCUGGAUUCUCGAAUGGCAGGGUAUGCUAUACAAAUGGCAAAUGGUCAUAUGCAUUGUUUGGGCAGUCGCUUUCGUACCACCGACAUGGAUAGUAGCCACUAUGGUGAAGGAUCACGGAGCGGACGAUGAUGAGGGCGUAGACACCACAGAGAGUUCUGUAAAUAUACACAAGGAUUAGUCACACCACUCUAGGGUUUAUCAUAUGCAAGUAAAAAGAAAUUGCAUAUAUCGUUCACAACCGCUGGGUUUGGAUACUGCCAUUGUAUUCAGUGCUUUAUUCUCAAUACAAAGCACAAGG
Messenger RNA from Sphaeroforma arctica JP610, 831 nucleotides. RefSeq lists its product as hypothetical. Bases 16 to 711 code for a protein of 231 amino acids. The record is from RefSeq and is a predicted model, not a curated record. The transcript is spliced from 2 exons. NCBI's taxonomy places the organism in Eukaryota, Ichthyosporea, Ichthyophonida.